Molecule: messenger RNA, 444 nt
Organism: Oldenlandia corymbosa var. corymbosa
Lineage: Eukaryota; Viridiplantae; Streptophyta; Magnoliopsida; Gentianales; Rubiaceae
Source: the annotation of a GenBank genome assembly
AUGCAACGAAUGUCUCCACGACAGAAAAGAAGAGAUCCCAUCAAGAUUCCACCGGCCGGGAUUCAGGAAGACAGUUACGAGACAACCCAGGAGAAGAACACUCAGGAAGAUGUCACAGUAAGUGUUGAUUUGGAUAAAGAUGUGAAUGAGACUAUAGAAGCAGAAGAAUAUCCAGUACCAUCUGCUCUCGACGAAACAAAGAAUCCCAGUCCUUCCAUCGAUGAAAUCAUAAGAAAGGCCAGUGCACCAGCUUCAGAAUCAUUGAGUGAUACCAAAAAACUAGAGAUCAUUGUGGCUGUUGCAGAACAAGUUGAGAAAAACCCAAAGGUGGUUAAAGCAGUCCCUUUAAGCAUAAUUCCACCCGAUUGGAAUGUUGCUUCUACCAUGGGUGGUCUACUCAUGCUGGACAAAAAUGAGUGUACCACGCCACAGCCUGCAAUCUGA